Molecule: messenger RNA, 570 nt
Organism: Rhipicephalus sanguineus (brown dog tick)
Lineage: Eukaryota; Metazoa; Arthropoda; Arachnida; Ixodida; Ixodidae
Product: ubiquitin-conjugating enzyme E2 N-like
Exons: 1
Coding region: 2-385 (127 amino acids)
Biological process (GO): DNA damage tolerance; protein K63-linked ubiquitination
Cellular component (GO): nucleus
Molecular function (GO): ubiquitin conjugating enzyme activity
Source: RefSeq, a predicted model, not a curated record
AAUGUCCGGAUUACCGAGGAGAAUCAUCAAGGAAACGCAGCGCCUCAUGGCCGAACCUGUGCCGCGCAUUAGUGCAAUUCCGGACGAACAGAACGCGACGUAUUUUCACGUUGUCGUAGCCGGUCCCGAAGGGUCGCCGUUUGAAGGAGGAGUGUUUAAAUUGGAACUGUUUCUUCCCGAAGAGUACCCGAUGCUUGCUCCCAAAGUGCGCUUCAUGACAAAGAUCUACCACCCCAAUAUAGACAAGCUAGGUCGUAUAUGUCUCGACAUUCUCAAAGACAAGUGGAGCCCGACGCUGCAGAUCCGCACGGUGCUGUUGUUUAUCCAAGCUCUGCUCAGUGCCCCUAACCCCGACGAACCCUUGGCAAACGACGUGGCCGAGUAGUGGAAGGUCAACGAGGCAGAAGCCAUCAGAACAACGAGAGAAUGAACAAGGCAGUACGCAAUGAACGUCUGAGGCAUAGCAAGAGAGAGGUGGCAAUGGCUAACGGCGACAAUGCUUUUGAGGAAUUGUUUUUAGGGGCGAAGCUCCUUAAGGCGGCACCCGUUCGUCCCUCGUAGUCGUCAUCG